This is a messenger RNA of Ictalurus punctatus (channel catfish), 8552 nucleotides long. RefSeq names its product transcription factor TFIIIB component B'' homolog. Gene Ontology annotation, molecular function: TFIIIC-class transcription factor complex binding. Gene Ontology annotation, biological process: RNA polymerase III preinitiation complex assembly. Gene Ontology annotation, cellular component: transcription factor TFIIIB complex. Bases 152 to 7660 code for a protein of 2502 amino acids. The transcript has 42 exons. The record is from RefSeq and is a predicted model, not a curated record. Lineage: Eukaryota; Metazoa; Chordata; Actinopteri; Siluriformes; Ictaluridae.
GGGUAGCCUGGAGCGGCCGGUGUGGUGCUGACAGAGUGAGAUAGAGAGUGAGACAGAGGGAGUGAGGGCUAGCCGGCUGAAAUUUAGCUGCUUUUUAACACUUCCGCGUCCGGUUUAAUACUUCAACGUUUCAAAAGCGUGUGGUGUUAAAAUGAUGCGGCGAUCAAGAAUCAGCGUUAAACCUAACUUCAGGCCUGGAAAUCGGACUGGUACACAGGGGGAGCAGGCCUCCCAGGGGGCGAGCGAAGUAGGUGACCCCUUGCCAGCAGUUGAGGAUGUAGAAGUGGUGAGAGCAGCACCGUCUCACCAGCAAAACGCAGCGCUUAAAGAGCCUUCUGAAGAUGUGGGUAUUAAAGAUGCCCCUGAAAUGCCUUCAAAGGUGAACCAAAAUGAUGGAGCACCCUCUAGUGGAGCUACCACUUCAUCUGCAGCCCCACAUAGAAGAAUGAGGAUCUCCGCUACUCCGAAACUUGUCGGGCCAAAACUUACUUCCACAUCUCGAACUCGACCGGCUGCCAGUAUGCCUAGCUCGACCCCAUCACCCUUACCCAAUGAGGAACAUGUCCAGAUCCACGAUUCAGCUUCAGAAGCUCAGGCUUCUGUCUCAGUAAUCUCUAACGAUCUCCCUGAAUCAGGGACGCCUAGAAACUCGACAUCUCUUACAAAACUGCCCGCACAGUCUUCCACAACGACUCGAUCGGCAUCUCCAUGUGUUCCUUCCACCUCUGGUCUUCGAAAGUCUCCGGCCCGUGGGGAAAAAUCAGUGGAGGAUUCUCCACCAUCUCCACAGCCUGGUCAAGUUCCUCAGCAACCACCACAAGAACCAGAACCCCCUGAAUGUCCAUCUUCAUCUGAUCUGUCUUCAGCUUGCAUCAAGCCUUCCCAUUAUGAUAAGGCGGGUUCUUCUGAGGCGGUUGAAAAAUCCUCAGACAUAGACAGGAUAUUAAGGGCUCUUAAAUUGAAGGAACUGAUGAAGAUUGAACGGAGAAAAGAUAUUCAGAUGGUGAGGAGAAGGGCCGGUCAUAAAGAGUACACAGCCUUGGACCGCAGUAAGAUGACCAUGAGGGACCUUAUCUAUUAUUUACCCAAUACCAGCCCUAUGAGGUCUUGUGACGCGCUUGACGAGAACCAAGCUGAGACCAUUAUUCCACCUUCACCCAAGCAACAAAUAAAAACAGCCGAGAGGGAUGAAGAAGAAGAAGAAGAGGUGUCUGAAAAUGAAGAAUUGCUGGUGCCGAAGGUGAGAGUGGCAGAGGACGGCUCACUUAUACUGGAUGAGGAAAGUUUGACAGUGCGAGUACAAAGGACCUCGAACAUCAAAGUGGUGGAGAACUCGACCACCUUGUUUGAGCGGGGCUCUACUACAACUUACUCCAGCUUCAGAACGCUAAACCAUGUGAAGAACUGGUCUGUCAGAGAGACAGACUUGUUCUUCUUGGCCAUUAGCAUGGUGGGGACGGAUUUCACUUUGGUUGGCCAGCUGUUAACCCACCGUAGCCGUAGAGCAAUUAAGAACAAAUUUAAGAAGGAGGAGAAAAUCAACGCAUGGAGAGUAGACAAAGCUUUGAGAAACAAGCGACCCUAUGAUAAAGAGUUCUUUAGCUAUUUGCUGGAGAAGGUUUUGGCAAAAGAUAAAGACAAAAGAAAAUCUGUCAAACUGAUACUGCCAAAAACCAGGAAACCAAGGAAAUCCAAAGGAAAACGAUCAGAUGAAACAUGUGUUAUUGAUGAUGAUGAUGAUGAUGAUGAUGACGUCUUCCACAUGGAUGAUCAUGAAGACUUUGAGGAUGAUGGGGAUGUCAAUGUAGAAAAAGAAAAUGAAGAUGUGUCUAAUGUAAAAGAAACGGAUUCCUCUGUCCCUGCUAAAAAGAGGCACAAACGCACAAGAGAUGUUGGCAAGGAUAAGGACAACUCGAAUGAGGACCAAGUCAAAAGAAAAAAGCAAAGAAAAUCUAGCAAGAAAAGAGCUAGAGAGGUGCACUCUAAGGAUGAUACUGAAGGUGAAAGCGACCUCAACGUCAAGGGUGACACUAUAAAUGGAAAUAACGAGGAUGAACUUGAAAGAAGUACUUCAGCCUCGAAAAGAAGGCGCAAGUGCACAAAGAGCGACGAAGAGCAACAAAAGACAAUUAAAGGAAAAAAGGGCAAGCAACUCAAGAAAUCAUGCAAAGUUGACCAUGAAGAGUCUGUUGGUGAACAUGAAGAAAGCAGCACUGUGGAUGUGGAUGGCUCUGCCACUAAAAAGAAACGAAAACGAGCCAAAACCAGUGAUUUGGAUGGAGAUGAGCCAGCCAAGGGGAAAAGGAACACCAAGAGAAAAAAGGCACUGAAAAGUACAGAAGAAGAGGAAAGAACUGCAGAAGAAGGAGAAGCUUCAGAUUUACAGUUAAAUGCUCCAGUCACAGCUGAAAUAGCAGAUAAUGUUCCAGCAAAAGCUACCAGGCGAAGUAAGAAGCCUUUGCCUAACCUGGCUACAACACGACGCAAGAAAAGCAAUGAACCAGAAGUUUCUGCUGAAGUUGAAAGGGAGAGUCAAGAUGAGAAUAACCAUGAAUCCAUUCUGACGGCGGCAGGAAGUCCUUUGGAGGAUGAGAGGCUCCAGAUGCAUGCGGUGGUUGUGUUGGAAAAGACCCCCCCAAGGCAACAAAAUUUACUCGCCCCUUCAAAAGUCCAGUGCAAAAAUAAUGAAUUAGAGCCCUCAACGAGCUCUCCUGCUUCUUCAUCUAGCAGUGAGAGCUCUUCUACUCAGUGGACAAGAAUGCAAAGAGCGGGAAGAGCAAAGCGCGAUCUGUCUACUAGUGUGAAGACGGGAAGUAGAAAAGGCACAAUGGAUCAGGAUGAGGCUCAUCCCGAGAGCCCAACAGUUCUAUUAGAGAGGAUCAUUCAGGAAUCUGAAGAAGAAGAGGAUGACAACUCCUUGAAUGAGAACCUGAUUGACUUGUCAUGCCUACAUGAUAUAAAUAGUCAGACGUUUCAAAGAAGGCCAAUGGUGAUGUUAUCUCAUGAAGAGGUGGAUAUGAUCCUCGAUGCUUCAGACCAAAGUGCUGAUGAGGAGCCAUCAGUGAGUCCUCUGGAUUUAUCAUUAAACACAGAGCUUUCUUUUCCACUGCAAUGCAGCAAGCUCUUGGAAGAAGCUGAUUGUGCAUUUGAGGAACAUGAGGAAAGAACAAAUGAGAGCGCUUCUUGUGAGGAAAGGACUGUCGAAGAACUGGAGCUAAGAGAGUCUGCAUUGGCACAGCUUGAUAUCUCAAACAUCAGGGACAUUUCUACCUCCUUAAAACCAGAGGUGUGCAUUCAACCAGAAGUAGGCCUAAGCAAGGUAACAACCUCAUGCCCAAUGGAGGAGGCUGAACCACAGGCUGAACCACAGGCUGAACCACAGGCUGAACCACAGGCUGAACCACAGGCUGAACCACAGGCUGAACCACAGGCUGAACCACAGGCUGAACGUGAACCUGAGGCUGAACCUGAGGCUGAACCUGAGGCUGAACCUGAGGCUGAACCUGAGGCUGAACCUGAGGCUGAACCACAGGCUGAACCACAGGCUGAACCACAGGCUGAACCACAGGCUGAACCAGAACCUGAGGCUGAACCUGAGGCUGAACCUGAGGCUGAACCUGAGGCUGAACCUGAGGCUGAACCUGAGACUGAACCACAGGCUGAACCACAGGCUGAACCACAGGCUGAACCACAGGCUGAACCACAGGCUGAACCACAGGCUGAACCACAGGCUGAACCUGAACCUGAACCUGAACCUGAGGCUGAACCACAGGCUGAACCACAGGCUGAACCACAGGCUGAACCAGAACCACAGGCUGAACCUGAACCUGAGGCUGAACCUGAACCUGAGGCUGAACCUGAGGCUGAACCUGAACCUGAGGCUGAACCUGAACCUGAACCUGAGGCUGAACCAGAACCUGAGGCUGAACCACAGGCUGAACCACAGGCUGAACCACAGGCUGAACCACAGGCUGAACCACAGGCUGAACCUGAACCUGAGGCUGAAUCUGAACCUGAGGCUGAACCUGAGGCUGAACCACAGGCUGAACCACAGGCUGAACCACAGGCUGAACCACAGGCUUGCAAAGGUGUGACAGCAGUAGCAAAAGUGCUUGAAGGUUCUCCACCUCUGGUUGUUCUGGAUAAUGUAGAUCCUAUCUGCAUGAAACCAGAUUCACCCAUGACCCAACAAACAGUCACCACUGAAACCACUACACUUGCUAGUUCAGUGGUACUCUCGGAUGUCAUGGAGGAAUCUGAGAAAUCUAUGCUGCCAACCUUACUCAAAGAACCUGCACUGGAUUCCUCUGAAAUCACAGCGCAAUCGAAGCUGACACCAACAGGAAGCGGUUUGGGAUCACAGAUGUCUCUGCAGACAACUCCAGCAGUGGCAGGGGAAUUGCAGACGUCUCUGGCAGGGCCUUUGCAAACUUUGGAGACGUUGCAUGAUUCAUCAGAAAGUAAAGAGGAUACACAGGAAUCUGCCAUGGCGAGUUCAGAAAUAAAAUUGAGACUACAAGGCUCUGCAGAGGUCAAGGAGGACUCUCAGGAAGAGGUGUCUGUUCAAUCCAGCAGUGCCUCCAUUUCGUCUGAACAUGGCAUCAGACCACCAAGGAGGAGCAAAUUCCUGAAGCCUAAACCUAACCUGAAUCAGAAAUCAAGAGCCCCAGUUCUCCAAAACCAAAGACAAGACCUCAAAACACCCAGUACUCUAAAACCCAAGAGCAGCAAGCCUACGGUCUCAACUGUGAAGCUACAUGAUAGUCCUGCUACAGACCAGCAUGGUGCAUUAGAAGACUUCAUUAAGGAGAACCUCACCAAAGAAGAGGAGACAUCUCGGUCAAAUGCAGUGAAUCAAAUGGAAUCUGAAUCAACAAAAGAUCUCGGUGAUCCAUCUACAGUACCAGUUCAGGAGAACAUCACUACUGUAACUCUGAGUGCAGCCAGUGCUGAUGAGCCUCAGGUGGCUUCAGAAUGUAGUAGCAGCAGAUGUGAUGUUGACAUGAUACCACCUUGUACUUCAUUCACUUUACCACAGCCUUCACAGACCGGAGAAGAUACAGGCACAGGGCCGAUGAUCGUUCUUUCUGAGGAUGCCUGUGCCCCUGCAGAAAUUGUCCACUUACGCGAAGAUGGUCACAGUGAUGAAGAGCCCACCUUUAUCUUGACUUUCUAUGAGAUUCCCAUCACUCAGGCCUACCUUCCUUCAUCCAGUAACGACUCUGCGAUGACACCUGAUCUUCCCACCGUUGAAACCCAGGUUUCUCUAGGGUUUUCAGACCAGGCACAUCUUUUACCAUCUACAUCAGAGUCGUCCAGCAUCACAGCAGUACCUCAAGACCCAGAGGACACUGAGCAGUGUGAGAGGGCUUCUCAUUUGGUGCUGGCUGAUGUCUUUGUUCCUGUCUCAGAGGAGACGGGAGACGAUUCAAGCCAGGACAGUACGAUGGCUGUAGAACUCAAGCUUCACAGCAAGGAAGCCUCAACAGUUAGUCUUCCAGAGAGACGAGAUACUCCUUAUGAAGAGCUAACACAGGUAGAAAAUACUCCAGCAGUGUCCAACCCACUAUUAUGUUCUGACUCUACAGAGGAGUCAAAAGAUACACCUUUAUCAGAGGAGAAAAAAGCACCUACUAGAAGACAGAGACAAACCAAACCACAACCUAAACUGGUAAAAAGGGCACGAGCUAAAGAUGAUUCCUCAAUAACUGAUCAGCUUGUAAAGGAGCCGAGUCAGCCGACCUCUUCACACGUCGUCUUACCAGCCUCUCAUGAGGAAAUCCUGGCAGGAAUUUCAAAUACUACUGAUGAGAAGCCAGUAGACAGAAUGUCAUCUAUAAGAGGAUACAAAACCCCUGUUAGUAGAGGUAAGGAAGUAAAGCACACUGAUCCAAAACCCAUCUCCACUGCGCUUCACCUAUCCAAAGAACUUAAGCUUGAAGAGGAAAAGAGUGAAAAUGUAACAGGAGAUACUACAAUUAAAGAUGAUAUGGAGUCAUCUAUAGAGGACAAGGAAUCGUCAGUAUUGACAUCCAGUGAAGGAGCAAAUGAGCAGCCAAGCUGUGAGGACAUGUGUUCUAGUGUGAAGACUUCAGGUUCUGGCUCUUCGACUGUGGACUCUGAGGAAACUGUGGCAGAAACUCCAGGUGUUUCUCGCAUGGUGUUAAGUGAUGUCUUUGUUCUUGUCUCAGAUGAGAUAGAAGAUGACUUAAGCAAUAACUUGAGAGUAUCUCUAGAAAGCAGUCCACAAAGAGUCGGUCUUCCAAUGAAGUCUGAUAUUCACUUUCAAAAGGAAUUAAAAACCGAAGAUGUGUCCCAAACAUUGAUUGAAGAGUCGACACAGAAUCAGUCACCAUUAGUGGCCGUUAAAACACCUGUCAGAACGAGAGCACCAGGCAAGAGUCAGCCAACCUCUCCACAAGCCACACCAUCAUCACAGCGAACUACCCAACCUCAGAAUGAGAAUAUGGUGCUACUUGAAGACAAGUUAUUGAGAAGGCAUCACAUCAUGCCAUGCACUAUUAGACUCUCAAGUAUUGACACUGUAGCCCAGAGUCUCAAUGCUCCUCAGCUUGGAGAUAGGAAGAGCAACGAUGAGUCAACAGUGAUGAGCUCACCAGCAUGCUGCGCAAGUGUAAAGACUCUAUCAGAGGAGUCGAGGACACCAUCGCUAUUUGAGGAGAUGGGAUUGGAAGAACCAGAUUUAGAAAAGAAAUCCCCUACAAGAAAGAAAGGCAAGAAAAAUGAAUCCUCGCUAGGUACAAAGCGUGGUCGUUUAAAACCAGUUCAAACCGUUUCACAAACUCGGCAGCUAACCAUAACAGACUGGACAAAGAAAAAGUCACAUCAGACUGCGACAAACCAGGAAGAACAAGAACCCGUGAAGUCUUCCCAAAUGCAGUCAAGCUUAAAAGCCAAAGAAUUGCAUGAACUCAUGGUUGAGAAGACAGGUUCAAAACCGCAACAUACAGAUUCAGAGGAACCUGAGGGUUCUCACUUAGUACCUGCCUCGGAGGAGACUGAAGAAGAGAGCAGCGUCUCUAAAGAGGUGAAAAUGUCAUCAGAAGUGGUCAAGGGAUCAACUGUAGACCCAUCUGUAUCACAGGUGAAGAAAUCACCUGUUAGACGGCGAGCCAAACUACAGGUGAAACCUAUACUGUCAAAAAGGGCAUGUACCAAAAGUCAAGGUAAUACUUCAACAACCAAUCAGCCACAGCCAACACAGUUCACCUCACCAAUAAGCCAGCAUGGCCGAGCAGCUAGAGAGAAGGAAGAGUCCGACAACAAAACUGAGCAACCUGUAAAAGCGGUUUCUAAUAUGUCCAGUAUGGAAGCAAACUCGAAGAGCACAGAAAGCUCGUCGACAACAAGUGGUCCCCAGUCUCCCAAGUCCCAAGACACUUGGCCGAGGGUUGUUCUGCCACGUGUAAAGUUAUGGACUGGAGAAGCAGCUGUCUGCUCAGCCUCAUCCAUGCCUACAUCCUCUCCAGCCAGUUUCUCACAAAGCGCAUCUCCACCAGUGACUCCUCCACAGCUGAAGAAUUCUCCUACACAAAGCAGCUCCCCCACAGCCAGUGAGAAUCCUGAUGAUGAUGACCCAUCCAGAGUAUCCCAGUUCUUCAUCAGUAAUAUCUUCACGGAUGUAGAGGAUACAGAAUGAGUGAUUUACUUAACCAGAGAUUCUUAGCGAUCUUGCCAGUGCUGCUAUAUAAUUUGAUACCUCUGAAGAAGAGUUACCAAAGCAAGCUUUUAAAUCAGGCUGGUUUAUCUCAACACUCAUGUUAUGUUUUCAUUUAGCUCUAAAAGUGCUGCAACACAAUGUUUUGAGACAUUCUACUUGUUCUAGAACUUGUUGUUUUGUUCAAGCAAAUGUAGCUGAUGUUUACUUCAGGGCAAUUUGCCAAAUAAAAAAAAAAGUUUUAUUUAUUUUACAUUUUAUUCUGAAUUACUUGAAUUUUCUUUCCUUCACGUUGCGAGUGCCUACCUCAGUAACAAAUUAUAUCCUACUCACUCAGCGCACUGUACUAGGCAAUAUAAUUUAUGAUGAUGAUGAUAUAAAUACAUAUCGUGCAUCUUUUCUGGAAGUGGAUUAUUUACUGCCUUGUUUAUUAUUUAGAAUUAAACAUAUGGAUGUCUGUGUGUGAUUCUUGACUCAAAUUUUAUUGAAGUCAAUGGUGUUUUGUGAAUGAGUAUGUUUUUGUUACUUUUUUUUAUUUACUUUUUUUAAAAUUUAUUUUAUUUUUACCACUCCUGAAUUAAAGAACUUGAACAUGCAUGUUUUUUUUAUUUUGCAUAGAAUGCUUGUUUAUUAUGUAAGGCAUUAAUCGUGACAGAUGUACUGUGAUCAAUGACAGAGUGGUUUGAUGUGAUACAAGGUAAGCGGAGGACUGUUAUUUCCUUGUGUGUGAUAUUCAUGACACAAGUCAACUUCAAUGGGAAAAUAUAUAUUACAGUUGCAUUGGCAUGUCAGAUUUAAAUAAUAUUGAAUUUAACAUUUGCAUAUGAAAACAUUGUAAAGACAAAUCAAUAAAUAAAAUCUCAAGUAUUCCAGA